Venturia canescens is the source of this 3011-nucleotide messenger RNA. Its product is annotated as heat shock protein 60A-like. Gene Ontology annotation, biological process: mitochondrial unfolded protein response; protein refolding; protein import into mitochondrial intermembrane space. The coding region runs from base 384 to 2102 and encodes 572 amino acids. Lineage: Eukaryota; Metazoa; Arthropoda; Insecta; Hymenoptera; Ichneumonidae. The record is from RefSeq and is a predicted model, not a curated record. The transcript is spliced from 4 exons. Gene Ontology annotation, cellular component: mitochondrial matrix; mitochondrial inner membrane. Gene Ontology annotation, molecular function: ATP-dependent protein folding chaperone; ATP binding; protein-folding chaperone binding.
AUGUGGUACAUUCUAGAAGCUUGCGAGGGAACGUUGGUUUCGUGAUAAGUUUACACGAAAUAUAUCAUUUUAUUUUAACUUUCGAAUAAUCGUAUGGGGCUAAAAGACUCGAGAAAUUUAUUUGAAAAUAAUACCGGUUCAAUAAUUAAUGAGAAAACAGAGUUAGCAGUAGAAGUUUCAAGAAUUUAGAACUCGGGGUUAGGUUGGGUUUGUGAAAGUGGUAGGGGAAACGUGCCCAUGUGAUAACCCAAGAUCCUGUCCGCGCGACUAUAUUCUCAUUCUACUCGCGAAACAACGUGCGGCCACGCCGUGACGAUUUUCACAUCUUUCUUUCGAUUAUUCGUCGGCUCUUCGUUUCGUCAACGUUAUAACAAGAAAUCAAGAUGUAUCGACUACCAAGCAUGAUGAGAACCAUGGCAACGCGUCAGAUGCAGCUACAAGCUCGUCUGUAUGCCAAAGACGUGCGCUUUGGGCCUGAGGUCCGUGCCCUCAUGCUGCAGGGAGUAGAUAUCUUAGCUGAUGCUGUUGCCGUUACCAUGGGGCCAAAAGGACGUAACGUAAUUCUGGAACAAAGUUGGGGAAGCCCGAAGAUCACGAAAGACGGUGUCACUGUUGCAAAGGGCAUUGAACUGAAAGAUAAAUUCCAAAAUAUUGGAGCCAAACUUGUGCAAGAUGUCGCAAAUAACACUAACGAAGAAGCUGGAGACGGAACCACAACCGCUACAGUAUUGGCCAGAGCAAUAGCUAAAGAUGGUUUUGAGAAAAUCAGUAAAGGAGCCAACCCUGUUGAAAUAAGACGAGGUGUUAUGCUGGCUGUGGACACAGUGAAAGCAGAGUUAAAAAAUUUAAGCAAGCCAGUAACAACACCGGAAGAGAUAGCCCAAGUAGCAACGAUAUCUGCAAACGGCGAUACGGCAAUUGGUACAUUGAUUUCGGACGCGAUGAAGAAAGUGGGAAAAGAAGGUGUAAUAACAGUAAAAGAUGGUAAAACAUUGAACGACGAGUUGGAAGUGAUCGAAGGAAUGAAAUUUGAUCGUGGAUAUAUUUCGCCGUAUUUCAUUAAUUCAACAAAGGGCGCAAAGGUCGAAUUCCAGGAUGCGUUGGUGUUGUUCAGCGAGAAGAAAAUAUCGUCGAUUCAAAGUAUUGUCCCUGCGCUUGAGAUGGCGAGCUCGAUGCGUAAACCAUUGGUAAUUAUUGCUGAAGACAUAGACGGUGAAGCGUUGACAACUCUCGUCUACAAUCGAUUGAAAAUUGGCCUUCAAGUAGCCGCGGUUAAAGCGCCAGGUUUCGGUGACAACAGAAAAGCAACUCUUCAAGAUAUGGCGAUCGCAACGGGCGGUAUUGUUUUCGGAGAUGACGCAAACCUGGUCAAAAUCGAAGAUGUAACCGCUAAUGAUUUCGGACAAAUCGGUGAAAUUGUUAUUACCAAAGAAGACACACUUUUGUUGAAAGGCAAAGGAAGUAAAAGCGAUAUCGACCGACGAGCUGAACAAUUAAGAGACCAAAUCGCCGAAACUACCUCUGAAUAUGAGAAAGAAAAACUUCAGGAACGUUUAGCAAGAUUGUCCGCUGGUGUUGCUGUCUUGCGAGUCGGCGGCAGCAGUGAAGUUGAGGUCAACGAGAAGAAAGAUCGUGUUCACGACGCUCUUAAUGCUACUCGUGCGGCCGUGGAAGAAGGCAUCGUUCCGGGAGGUGGUACCGCUCUUCUGAGAUGCAUUCCCGCUCUAAAUGCCCUGAAGCCUUCGAACAACGAUCAAGCAAUGGGAAUCCAAAUCGUAGCUAGUGCUCUUCGAAUGCCUUGCCAACAAAUUGCGCAGAACGCUGGUGUAGACGCGAGUCUGGUAGUAGCAAAAGUAUCGGAAGGAAAACUGGGCUACGAUGCGAUGAACAAUGAGUACGUUAAUAUGAUUGAGAAGGGAAUAAUAGAUCCCACGAAAGUUGUACGUACAGCGUUGACCGACGCAGCUGGUGUAGCGUCGUUGCUGACUACUGCUGAAGCUGUAGUUACGGAAUUACCGAAAGAAGAAACACCGGGAAUGGGUGGCAUGGGAGGAAUGGGUGGUAUGGGCGGAAUGGGUGGUAUGGGUGGUAUGGGAAUGUAAGAAAGCGAGAAAAACAUUAUUCAAAGACUGAAAAUACUUCAGAAGAAAACGAAAAAAUCAUUAAACACAAAAACAAAAACGUUUAAUUGGGUGAUGGAAACGAAACCAGGAGCGCAUUUGUGUUACAGUUUUUUUUUUCUUUUUCUUUUAUCGUUCAACCAACCUUGCCGAGUGUGACGUCGAUCUGUUUUAUGGAAUACAAUUUUUUUUUCUACUAGAACACAACAUUCCUCGAGUUACCGGAAAUCAAUUUGAAUAACAUGCAGGUUGAAGAAAAAACCUCGUUUCUUCGUCAAUGUUCUUGCUCACUGCCCAUCGACGUUGUUCAUUUCUGCUAAGUCUCGUACAUUUAGACACAAAUUCAUAUCUCGAAUUUUAAGUGAACAAUUCUAUUGAAGCACAAAAAUAGUGAAGACUAAUCGCAACAACUCCAAAACCCGUCGAUAAAUACGAGUCUCCCGUGUAAAUUGUUGAACAAGAAAAAAUCACGUUUAUCAUCAGAAAUUUAUGAAUAUACUGACCACGUUUAAAGUAAGAUUGACAAUUUUUUAGUCCCUAGUUAUUUUGUCCCAAUAAUAAACAGUAUCACCAAAUUCACCGGUCAUAUAAACAUAAAAAACGUAGCCUUAAAACUAGUUUAAGAUCGUUUGAAAAAACCUACCCAUCGCGCUGGAAUCGUCAUGUAUUUUUUCCGAUUAUGAAAAAUUCAAUUGAAAAUGCAAAAAGAUAAAUGGAAUUCUGUAAUCGAAUGAGCAGUAUACUGUUGAGAAUGCAAGUGUAAAAAUGUUAUCGUAUGCUACUUGAUACGACAUAAGAUAGAGGACUCGAGUUCUAUGUUAACUUUUUUUUUUAACAUUAAUGUUUAUUUUUCACAUUUAAGCCUAAAUAAAUGUACGUUUAAAUUAUAAA